Molecule: messenger RNA, 1215 nt
Organism: Enhydra lutris kenyoni (northern sea otter)
Lineage: Eukaryota; Metazoa; Chordata; Mammalia; Carnivora; Mustelidae
Gene: CIMAP2
Product: lymphocyte expansion molecule
Exons: 10
Coding region: 1-1215 (404 amino acids)
Source: RefSeq, a predicted model, not a curated record
AUGGGCACCAAAUGGUUUAGCGGGGCACCCUUCGGGGUGCAGAGCCACAGGUUUGAUGUCUCUGCAGUUUACCCCAGCCACAAGAAAUUCAGCACCUUCACGGAGGCCCCGUACUCCAGGCUUCAUUCUUUGGACCUGUCCCACAUAGGACCUGGGACCUACAGCUCCAAGGACACCUGCUUUAGUAAGAAGAAGCUCAGAAAGGAGGUGGGCACAGGCUGGGCCCGUGCCCAGGAAGCUGACCGGCUGACCCAGCUGCCCCACUUCCAGUACCAGACCAUCAUGAAAGAGAAGCAGCUGCAGAAGGAGAAGCUGGGGCCCGGCUCCUACAACCUCAAAGACUUCCUGGAAGAGCUGAAGGAGAAGCCCUGCAGCACCCGGGGGCUGCUCAGCUCUGGGGAGGUUCGCUUCCGAGGACUCAUUGGGAACUACUAUCCAGGCCCCGGAAAUUAUGGGGUGAAGGGUAACCCAUACACAAAGCUGGAGGAGAAGUCCUGCAGCCGCUCUCACUCUGCGGCCCCCACAUGCCGGACAGCCCACAGGACACCCCCCAUGGCUCACCAGGGGAGUGGUCUGGCACCCUGCACCUACUCUUUCAAAAGUGGCAUUGAGGCAUACCUGGCAAAAUCCAUGGGCACCCGCGGUUUCUACGACACGUUCUCUGGCAACCGCAGCAAGCCGCAGCCUUACGGGCAUUUCUCGGUGCAGGUGUGUACCCAGAAAAGAAAGCCCAGGGAACUGAUGAAUUUUACGAGCUUCGUGGAAGAACUUAACUCACCUCACAAUAAGAAGCGUGGGGUUUUUUCGAAAAUUUCUCGCAACCCGGAAACCCCUACAGAAAGGAUUUACUGGGCCACCCUUAGCCAGUGUCCCCGAAAACUAGCCACGUCUGGUCCCGGUUCAUGGCUUCCUCCAAAGACAGAAUGUAAACGCGUCAACCAGCCACCGUUCCUGUUCUCUUCCAAGCGGAUGGGCAUAAAGGCCUGCCAGAUGGUUUUGGGAAGCUGGAACCCUGUAGGUGUGGGUCGCUACCUCAACACCUGGCUGGCAGAGACCAAGGACCAUCGACAGCGAUAUCGGUCCCUAUUCCUGGGUGGAUCCAAGCGCUACCCCUCAGACCCGGCCAGGGACAGGCUCAUGCAGGAAAGGAUUACACCUUUUACUAAGGGGAAGUGCCCUCCAACAGUGGAUUACAAUUCAGAUCCUACUCCUUAA